CUGAUUUUAAUCUGUUACAAUUUAUUUCUAGAGCUUAAAAUGAUUAAUCAAGAUUAUGAGAGACGAUUGUUACGACAGCAUAAUGGACAAAAUAAUCUUACUCCUGCACCUUCACCUGAAGCUAGAGGAAGAUUGUUGACUUCUAUUAAUUCUCCAUCAAAAGAUAUUUAUGGAGAUCGUUUUAUUCCAAGACGUGCUGGUGCAAAUUGGCAAGUUAAUUUUUCUAUGAUACAGGAGGAAAAUACAAAAUGUCCUACACAGACAAAAAAAGCUAAGGAUGCUACUACAGAUAAUAACAAAGAUGGAGUUGCUUAUACUUGUCUUUUAAAAAAUGAACUAUUGGGUACAUCAAUUGAAGAUGUUAAGGAACAGACAGAAGAAAGAAAAGCAUUGUCUCCUGCCGAAGGAAGAAAUCUCUUUCAUUAUCGAAGUAGAGAAGGGAGUACUUUAAAUGAACCAUCAUCAUCAUAUUCACUUUCACCCGUUAGCAAUAAAAGUCAAAAGCUCUUGAGAUCUCCUCGAAAGGCUGCUCGAAAAAUCUCUAAAAUACCUUUCAAAGUAUUAGAUGCACCUGAGCUUCAAGAUGAUUUUUAUUUAAAUUUAGUUGAUUGGUCUUCAACUAAUGUUUUGAGUGUUGGAUUAGGUACUUGUGUGUACCUAUGGAGUGCAUGUACCUCGCAAGUGACACGGCUUUGUGAUCUUUCAGCUGAUAGUGAUUCUGUCACAUCAGUUUCUUGGGCUGAAAGGGGCCAUUCAGUAGCAGUGGGUACUCAUAAGGGCUAUGUUCAAGUUUGGGAUGUGACAGGAAGUAAACGUAUUUCAGUCUUAGAAGGUCAUUCAGCAAGAGUUGGUGCUCUUGCAUGGAAUGGUGACAUUUUAUCUUCUGGAAGUAGGGAUCGCCUUAUCUUACAAAGAGAUGUGCGCAUGCCAUCUGUUGUUCCUGAAAGAAGACUAGGAGGACACAGACAAGAAGUGUGUGGAUUAAAGUGGUCACCGGACAAUCAACAUUUAGCAUCUGGUGGAAAUGAUAAUAAAUUGUUUGUUUGGAAUUUAAGUAGUAUUAGCCCUAUACAAACUUAUAAUGAACAUUUAGCUGCUGUUAAAGCAAUUGCAUGGUCACCUCAUCAUCAUGGGUUAUUAGCCAGUGGCGGAGGUACUGCCGAUAGGUGUAUUCGAUUUUGGAAUACCUUGACUGGUCAGCCAAUGCAGUGUGUUGAUACUGGUUCUCAAGUUUGUAAUUUAGCAUGGUCAAAGCAUGCGUCAGAACUUGUAAGCACCCAUGGCUAUUCUCAGAACCAGAUUUUAGUUUGGAAAUAUCCCUCACUCACUCAAGUUGCCAAAUUAACAGGGCAUUCAUACAGAGUUCUUUAUUUAGCUAUGUCACCUGAUGGAGAGUCAAUAGUUACAGGAGCAGGAGAUGAAACACUUAGGUUUUGGAAUGUGUUCAGCAAAGCUCGUUCACAAAAGGAAGCAAAGUCGGCUCUGAAUCUUUUUACAAGCAUUCGAUGAAAAUACUAAAGCAGUUCAACUGCCUGACAAAAUUUUUUUUUGUUUUGUUUUGUUUUGUAUAGAAAUAUUUCUGUUGAGUUUUUCAUAUUUUGUUGUUAAAAAUUUGACAAGAAUCAUACAUCAUCUUUAGAUAAUAAAUGAUGACAAAUUUUUUUGUAAAUUUUUUGGUUUUUUAAUCAGAAUUCUGAUUGUGUCAGUUUUAUUGUAAUAUUGCCUUUGUAUAGUUUUGAUAAUAAAUGUGACAUUUACUUUCUUAUUUAA
Molecule: messenger RNA, 1770 nt
Organism: Centruroides sculpturatus (bark scorpion)
Lineage: Eukaryota; Metazoa; Arthropoda; Arachnida; Scorpiones; Buthidae
Gene: fzr
Product: fizzy-related protein homolog
Exons: 11
Coding region: 40-1509 (489 amino acids)
Biological process (GO): anaphase-promoting complex-dependent catabolic process; positive regulation of ubiquitin protein ligase activity; positive regulation of anaphase-promoting complex-dependent catabolic process
Cellular component (GO): anaphase-promoting complex
Molecular function (GO): protein binding; ubiquitin ligase activator activity; anaphase-promoting complex binding
Source: RefSeq, a predicted model, not a curated record